Molecule: messenger RNA, 2466 nt
Organism: Porites lobata
Lineage: Eukaryota; Metazoa; Cnidaria; Anthozoa; Scleractinia; Poritidae
Source: the annotation of a GenBank genome assembly
AUGUUACUGGGUGAUACACUGAUCCUAGAUGACCUGGACUGUGCAAAUAAAUACAGACAACAGGUGAGUACACUUGAUGUUGAUGCAUUUAAAGGUGAUGUUACACGGGGCGAUUCGCAGCAACGAUUUGAUUCGUUCCAACAUUGCCGGCAAUGCUGUGUCACGGCUGGCUAUUUCAGGUUGUUAACAUUGCCAAUAACGCUUCCUUGUGCGCUAUGGAACUUAACGUAAGCGAAGAAAUUUUCUUGCAAACGACGAAAUCACAGCUUCCUGUCAAAUAAACGUCUUUCAAGCAUUAUAUCAAACGUUAAAUGCAACAAAAAUGAACUUUGAAAACUAUUAGGCGAACAAGUUUUCAGCUGGACAAUGGCUCGGUCAUUUUAAGGCCCUGAGAAUUAGACUCGUAGAAGGUGGAAUCCAGACCAGGCUCCAUUUUUAUAAAAUGUGGUUACUAUCCAGUGGAUAACUCAAUUCCUUUCCCUUAUACCUAUCCACUGGACAGAUCUUUUAUCCUGUAGAUAGCGCUAUCCAACGUUUGAUCGACUAUCAGCUUUCCAUCAAUGGAGCUAACUCUUUGGCGCGGGUUUUUCGAGCCUUUAACCUAAUUCCAAAAUUACAGGAAUAGUUGUGGCUUUGAGACGACUGCAAUUCAAUAAAGAAAACUACUAAUUUACGCCUGACUGUUGCGAACUUAACCAAAGACGUUUUAGAGCGACACACGUCAACCAGAAGUGGCCGUCAUUGCAUUACUGUGCAGCAAUUUUUCCCAAAUGUUCCGGCAACUCGUCUCAGUAAAAGUAAAAAUACUUAGCAAGACACAUUAUUAGCUAGCCUCCCCGCAGACGUCCUUUGGGGUUCGUUCGUCACGCAUUCAUUUCUCCCCCACGGACUGUGUUUAGCAGACGUCCGUGGGGGAGAAAUGAAUGCGUGACGAACGAACCCCAAAGGACGUCUGCGGGGAGACAUAUUAUUAGCGUCAAGGUAUAUUAAAAGGGAAAAAGCCUUACUUCCGGUUCACGUGCUACGUCCAGAAACGUCUUUGCUUAAGCUCUCUUGUGUAUUGUUAUGAUCUAGGUUGUAAAGCACACUCAUUGUCCUACGAUUCUUACAAGAGGAGGAGAUCUCAUCAGAAGCAACGGUAAGUUAUUUAGCCCAUUAACCUUUAAGUGACUAGUGUUUAAGAUUUCUCCUUAUUCUUACACUGUUCAGUCAAACAUGAAUAUUGAUAACGAGUUGAGCUGCUAGGUCGCGCAAUCCGUAAUGGUGAGGUAGAAUUUCUGCUUAUUCUUAAACUGUUCAGUCAAACAUGAAUAUCAAUAACAAGCUGCUGGCAGGUCGCGCAAUCUCACGUGAUCUUGGAAUGACGCAAUAGUGAGGUAGAAUUUCUCCUUUUUCUUACACCAUUCAGUCAAACAUAAAUACCGUGAGAAAAAGCACAUGAUCAGCAAGUGAAAAAGGUCUUGAUUACGAAGUUAAUUCUCCUUGCAAGUAAGAUAUGCGUGUAGAACGUUGUGACGAAUGUGUGUAUUAAUUUAGGUUUUAAAGGCUGGCACCAUUCCCCGUGAUACCGUUUCUUCUAGUGAGAAUUUUCAUCUCCAUAGUCUUGCUCUCUUGCAAAGGUAAAUUCGGCGGACUGCAGAACAAAGCUCCUCCUCUUGAGAGAAUGCGCGGCGCAGGGCUCGCUGCGCCUCUUCCGCUGGCAUUCCAUUCACUGACAACGCAGAAGGGUGAGUGACAACUAAAGCUCUUCUUAUUUUCCACCGCCGAUGUAUAACUCCAACAUUGCUGCUAAUGUUUUUCUUUAUUCAUUAUGUUGUCAGAACAACUACAAAGCUUUUAAACAAGCCGUUAUUAAACACACACAAGCCAAGGAAGAACUUUCGGUAUGCUUAAAGAAGCGCAUCGCAUUGGUGCCUUUUUUUUUUUUCCUUUCGUACACAAAUCCACCCUGCUGUCAGUCUUGUUUUCUUGAGUAGUCUAGAGUGCGGAUGAGAAAAAGAAGCUCUGCCCAAAUCGUGUCGAGUCUUGUUUUCACUCUUUCAGUCCCAAAAGUGAGCAACGUCAAUUUUCUCCUAACAAUAUCCAUAUUGACAAGAGGCAAGGUUAUGAGAAUGAAUAAAAUGAUCGCCAAAGAAAAAUGCCUUGAUCAUUUAUAAAAUUCUCUCUACUAAUUCUUAAGGGAAAUGUAUAGCGUUGCAUGUGUAUAUUAAUUGGGGAUUAGAGGGUUAGGGUCGCUUUCCUUCUUGAAGAGUUGAAUCCGCUACUUUUCUGUUCAGCUCGCGAGUUUCUUUUCAAAACAAUCAGUUGGCAACGGUUACCUGAUUGCCUAAAUUUGUUCUUCUUGCAUUUGAAGCGAAUUCUUUCUCUAUCACCUUUCUCUAACAGCUACAGCUACAGCACGGACAAACGGAGGAGAUGAAAAUUAAACACCGGGAAUGCAGGAGGCUGAAACCCAGUUACGCAUGA